Boeremia exigua is the source of this 931-nucleotide messenger RNA. RefSeq lists its product as uncharacterized. The record is from RefSeq and is a predicted model, not a curated record. The transcript has a single exon. Bases 168 to 359 code for a protein of 63 amino acids. Lineage: Eukaryota; Fungi; Ascomycota; Dothideomycetes; Pleosporales; Didymellaceae.
AGAUACUAUUGUGGCAGAAGCUUCAUAAUGUUUAAUAUGGAGAUGUGCCUCCACAGUUCAUUUUCAGCAUCGACCGUAGCAUCACGGACUUAUACGGGGCCGACGACUACCUGCACUUCUAAUACCAGAGGUGUGCAAAAUGACACCAAAAUUUAUUCGCGUCACCCAUGACUGCUAUUGGUGUACAAUGCAAGUCUAGCAGCAGUGUAGGCACAGCAUAUAUCAACGGGGUGCGUUCUAGGUACUCCAACUUCGCGCGCACUGAUACACCUAUCAGCGUCCAGCCUAAUCGUUGCACAUACCGUUUCGGGGUAGAGUCAGCCACUAUCGCAGUCCCAGGCCACACCGAGGAUGAAUAGCUAUCUACACUCUUUACGUCAGUCACUGCACCGCUGCCCUUCUACGCUGCAUAUACCAACGAUUCGGAAAAUUGCAAUGCUGAAACUGGUUACUUCUUGCAGCUUUAGUAUCUUCAGACAUCACAGCUUAAACAAAGUGUACUGAGUGCAUAUGCUGCUUAUGCGAUGUAACUUAUGUACAAUGGCAGGCAAGGCUAUACAGCUCGCGGUGGCAGCCGUGUCGCAUUUUUCAACCCGAACGUUGCCUCUUUCCUUGCAGGUACGGUGAUAAGACCGGAGACAAUGGCGGCUGAUAUUCCUGUGGCACUUUCUUCGAUCUGGACGCCGAUGCGUGCGUCGCUCUGCAUUGUGUAUGGCUUUCGAAGGCGAUGGAGCGCUAUCUUGGAUGGACACACACUGUUCAGGCUGCGUGUCGGGCUAAAAGCAAGUCAUAGACAGGCGAUUCUAGAAACUUCGAGCGCAGCCAAUAUUGAGGACUGUCACAUACUCAACAGCUUGUCAGGCUUUGUUGGUGAUAUGAGUUCCAGCGACGCUGUGGGAAGGAUUGGGCUGGUGACGGACAGCAGUGCUGG